Molecule: messenger RNA, 564 nt
Organism: Mixia osmundae IAM 14324
Lineage: Eukaryota; Fungi; Basidiomycota; Mixiomycetes; Mixiales; Mixiaceae
Exons: 5
Coding region: 1-564 (187 amino acids)
Source: RefSeq, a predicted model, not a curated record
AUGAUCAUCAAGCAUACGGCAGGGCGGAUCUCAGCACGGACACAAAAGACUCACAGAGUGCUUAGUCGCGUAGGUUGUGUGCUGUUGUUCAAUACAGAGGGAGGUGAAAAUCUGGCGCGACGGUCGGUGCUUGUGAGAAAAAACGGCUAUGCCAAGAAUGUUGAAGCGGUGCGUCGAACAGAGAUCAAGAUCGGCACCACUCGGCAGCCAGCGCGCGAGGCAUAUCCACUGAAGAUGUACGCACUCCGACGCUCGAUCGCACGCCCGGCUACGCUCCGUGUUGCUCACUUUUCGAGCACACCACUCGCGCGCGAGUCGGUCAUCGACAAGGCAAAAGCCGCUGCUGACAAGGUCAACAAGAGCGUAGGUCAGGCUGCUGCAGCCGGCUUGGACAAGGUCUCCGGCGAGAGCAAUGCCGAGGGCGCAAAGGCGAAUGCCAAGUCUGCCGGUAGCACGAUCUCCGAUGCUGCCAGCGAUGUGACGAGCCAGGCCAAGGCGGAAGCCAAGAAGGUCGGCGCCGAUGCUCAAAAGAUGAAGGAAGACGCUCAGCGCAAGAUGUCCUGA